AUGGGUUACAACACUCCACGGUCACGUGAGAGGGCCGGAAGCUCCGCUAACUUGCACUCGUUCGCUCACGCAAUUUGUGCCAUGAGUAAAAACGGUUUUGCUCAGCUGCCCGCCUCUGCACUCGUUGCACUUCUGACGUCAAUUGCCAUAUCGCUAUGGUCUCAUAUUCAUUCAAUUGGUAUUUUACUUUCCAUAACACCUGCUGCAUCACAGCAAUCGUAUAGAACCAAAAUGGCUUCAUUGAUGGCUGCCAAAGUUCUUUCAGACCGGGUGGCCGUCGUGUCUGCAUCAACUAAGGGUAUCGGCUUCGCAAUUGCUAAACGUCUAGGGCUAGACGGAGCAUCCGUGGUUGUCAGCAGCAGAAAGCAGAAAAAUGUAGAGGAAGCUGUCGAAGCCUUAAGACUAGAGGGUAUCGAUGCUUCCGGAUUGACAGCACAUGUUGGACUAAAAGAAGAUCGAAAGAGAUUAAUUAACUUUGCGAUCGACCAGUAUGGCAAACUUGAUAUCCUCGUAUCUAACGCUGCUGCUAAUCCACAUUUUGGUGACAUCAUGAGCAUAUCCGACUCACAGUGGGACAAACUUCUCACAGUUAAUGUGCGAUCGGCUCUUCAACUUACCCAAGAAGCCGCUCCUCAUUUGGAGUCCAGCGGUAGGGGCUGUGUUGUCUUGGUGUCAUCUGUUGCUGGCUACGCACCUAUCGAUGGACUUGGAGCUUAUUCGGUUAUGAAAAGCACCCUCAUUGGUCUCAACAAGGCUUUGAGUCAGUCUCUUGCCCGACGGAACAUUCGAGUCAACGCAAUUGCACCAGGCAUUAUUCGGACAGACUUCAGCCGAGCACUGUAUGCAAACGAAGUAGAUCAUGAGAACUGGCUCCGCUCCAUCCCCCUUAAUCGGCUAGGACAAGCUGAAGAGUGCGCAGAUGCUGUAGCGUUCUUGGUAUCUGACGAAGCCAGUUACAUAACCGGUGAAACUAUAGGUGUGAACGGUGGUAUGCAUGCCCACAUUUAA
Molecule: messenger RNA, 1008 nt
Organism: Necator americanus (New World hookworm)
Lineage: Eukaryota; Metazoa; Nematoda; Chromadorea; Rhabditida; Ancylostomatidae
Exons: 8
Coding region: 1-1008 (335 amino acids)
Molecular function (GO): carbonyl reductase (NADPH) activity
Source: RefSeq, a predicted model, not a curated record